AGUGGAGUACGAUGAUGUCCCUAUUUUGUCGAGGAAGUAAGUAUCACGAUGUUUGAAGAAAACUUGUAGCGUGAGUCCACUCCUACCUUUCUUCACUCGGUUCUUUUCUUUCAACUUUCUCCUUAUUCUUAUUCUCUGCCCUUUCCGAUCCUAUCCAAUAAAAACAAUAACUGCAACCCUUUCUUCUUCUUCUUCUUUGACUUCAACAUAAAUAAAAUGAAGGGUUUUGAUUCUGUAACCGAUCCGAAGAAUAGAUUCUUCCUAUGGACCAUCCUUGUUCUAGUCUCCUUGAUUUGCGCAGCUUAUUUCCUUGGUAAUGGAUUAUCUCAAAACGAAUACAAACAAAGAUUCGCAAGAUGGGGACUCAUUUAUUCAACACCGAUUACAAAGUCAAAUGCAUGCAAGACACCAUGCCGUCAUCCUUCUGGAACUCAUUCCUUGCCUCAUGGAAUUCUUGCUACAACAUCUGACUUGGAAACAAGGCCCUUAUGGGCCUCUGCUGCUCCUAACAACAGAAAUUCAAAACAUCCACUGAAUUUGUUGGCUAUUCCAGUAGGAAUUAAGCAGAGACAAGUUGUAGAUAAAAUCGUCAAAAAGUUCCCUUCAAGUGAUUUUGUUGUCAUGCUUUUUCAUUAUGAUGGUUUUGUCGAUGGAUGGAAGGAUUUGGCUUGGAGCAGCCGAGCCAUACAUGUGUCUGCUAUAAAUCAAACUAAAUGGUGGUUCGCAAAAAGAUUUUUGCAUCCAGACAUAGUUGCCGACUACAAUUAUAUAUUUCUCUGGGAUGAGGACCUACUUGUCGAUAAUUUUGAUCCGAAAAGGUAUAUAGAUAUUGUUAAAGAAGAAGGGCUAGAGAUAUCACAGCCUGCACUGGAUCCUGGUAAAUCAGAAAUCUAUCAUCCACUCACAGCUCGUAUACAAGGAUCCAAAGCCCACAGAAGGUAUUAUAAGACCAAAGGUAGCGGAAGGUGUGAUGACAGUAGCACCGCUCCUCCUUGCGUAGGGUGGGUGGAAAUGAUGGCACCGGUGUUUUCUAAAAAAGCUUGGCCAUGUGUAUGGCAUAUGAUCCAGAAUGACUUAAUCCACGCCUGGGGACUGGAUAGACAGUUCGGUUACUGUGCACAGGGCGAUAGAAUGAAAAACAUCGGUGUGGUGGAUGCUGAGUACAUAGUUCAUCUUGGCCUGCCCACUCUUGGGGGAUCUAAUGGCAAUGAGACGUUGGCAAAUUCCCAUAGAGAUGAAAGUGAUAGACCUAAAGUGAGAAUGCAGUCAUACAUUGAAAUGCAGAUAUUUGCGAAAAGAUGGAAAGAUGCAGCAAACAAGGAUCAAUGUUGGAUUGAUCCAUAUCAAGAACAAGCAAAUUAGUCGGUGAAGUUUGUGUUCAAUUUUUUCAAAGUGGGGCAAGUGAGAUAGAGCAUAUCAGAUUUUGAUGAUGUGUGAAGAAGUAUUGUACCUUCCUUUAGUGAUUUAAGUAAUUAUUUCAUUCUUCCCUUAUAUAUAUAGGUGUACAUAAGGGUGGUAUAGGAGGAGUGACAGAAAAAGUUUUAGUCCAUAGUUAUUUUUUGGCCCUUGUGUAGAUGAUAGGUUACAUGACCAAAAUAUUAUAACGUUGUUAUUAUUGAAAUUGGGAUGAUUAAGAUUUUCUGAGCUCUAAAUGUUGGUUCUAUUGAGUUGAAAUGAUAUGUGUGAUGUAGAGAAUGCAAUGCAAAAAAAGAUAAAUAAAAUGGUGUAUUAA
Messenger RNA from Lathyrus oleraceus (garden pea), 1732 nucleotides. RefSeq lists its product as uncharacterized. The transcript is spliced from 14 exons. NCBI's taxonomy places the organism in Eukaryota, Viridiplantae, Streptophyta, Magnoliopsida, Fabales, Fabaceae. The record is from RefSeq and is a predicted model, not a curated record. The coding region runs from base 217 to 1362 and encodes 381 amino acids.